AGAUGAGUGGCAGUCAGAAAAGGAAGAGUUAUGCUCCUACAGUGGAGCAGCUUAAUGCAGACUUUUUGACACAGCUUGGCAGUCGAUUUUGGGCUCCAAAUAGUCCUACACCACACUUGGCCUAUGAUCCAAAGGUGAUUGAAGAUGUUUACAAGAAAGAACUCUUGAAGAACAAGUUUGCUGCGCGUCGUAUCAUGGUGCUCGAGUUCAGCCAAUAUCUUGAAAACUACUUAUGGCCAAACUAUGACUCUGAAAAGUCAAGCUCCAGUCAUCUGAUUUCGAUUGCAGUCAUGAUAAAUGAGAAAUUCAGAGAAGGUGUUCCAGCAUGGGAGGCUUGCAAGAAGAAACCUGAGCAAUUUCCAGCAUUCUUCCACCAAGUUCUAAAGCUAACCUUGGGUGCCAUAAAGGAUCUUACUAUAUCACUGAGAGAACGGACAGUACUCCUCAUCUUCCUCAUUCAUUGUUUCAACAGUCUGGAAGUUGAUGUGAUACGAGAGCAAGUUCAGAGGCUGGUAUCCCUUCCAAUGUGGGUGUGUCUUCUACCGGGAAGACUAGAAACAGAGCUGAAAGCCUAUCCCAAAUACAAGAAAUUUUGGAAUAUCAUCAAGAAAAAUGACGCCAAACAAGAUGAGGAGACAAAGAAGAGGAAUGACUUUGAGCGGAGAUUUCUUGCUGAGUUGAUUCAGCUUUUCUACACGAUACUUGAUUCCAUUCCAGAGGAAGGUGAUGCACCAAUGGACAAGGUUCAUUUCUGUGAGCGCUUUGUUGAGAUGAUGGUAGACUUAGAGGCUCAAUUACCAACAAGGCGAUUUUUCAAUGCUGUCAUGGAUGAUGCCCAUGUAGUUGUACGAUGUCGGCUCUCAGCACUAGCAAAGAGGAAUGAAGGCAAGCUAUUCAGUGAGUUACUGGACAUGUUAACAUUCUAUGCUGGAUUUGAGAUCAAGGAUUCAACAGGAACAGCUCUUACAGAUCAUGAAAUGACUGAUAUACACUAUGACAGGAUUAGCUCUCUACAGAGAGCAGCAUUCAAGCUGUUUCCAGAGCUGAAGAGAUUUGCAUUGUCAAAUGUUGCCAGUAUUGACACACGAAAAACAUUGACCAAGCAUUUUACACAGCUAAGUGCAUCUGACUUACAUCGUUUUGCUGCUUUCUUGCAUCUGCUGCAUCCUCUUGGUGAAGAUGAUGAAACCACGGUAGAGAAGACUUUCCUUUUAGAUCUCAUGGUGUCCCAUCAUGAGAGAAGGAUAUCUCAAAUACAGUCUUUGAAUGAGACACCACUCUACCCAACAGAAGAAAUCCUAUGGGAUGAGAAUGUGGUUCCUACUGAGUUCUAUUCGGGUGAAGGUGGUCUUGCCCUUCCUAAAUUGAAUCUUCAGAUGCUAACUCUUCAUGACUACCUACUCAGAAACUUUCAUCUCUUCAGACUAGAGUCCACAUAUGAGAUAAGGCAGGACAUAGAGGAUGCUGUACUAAGAAUGAAACCCUGGAAGGCUGAGGAUGGGAGCUGUUUCUUUGGAGGGUGGGCUCGUAUGGCACAGCCGAUCACAUCAUUCUCUGUAGUUGAGGUUUCAAAACCCAACAUUGGUGAGAAUCACCCAGCAAGUGUAAGAGCUGAUAUUACUUUGACUCUUAACCUCCGUGAGCAUAUCAAGUCAGAAUGGGAAUCUCUUCGGAAGCAUGAUGUUGCUUUCCUUGUAACUCUCCGACCAACCAAGAAGAUUGGUAGUCAUUUCACCAAUAAAGAGCAUUUCAUUGAUCAGGUUGGACUUGCUUACAUCAGAGGUUGUGAGGUAGAAGGCAUGUUGAAUGAGAAAGGAGAAGUGAUUGAAGAAGGUCCAGAACCCAAGCCUGAUCUACCAGGUAUCACUAGAACCUACAGAGUAUGGCUAGACCCUAACCAAUACCAGAAGGACAUGGCCAAGACAGCUUCCUCUGGGUCUGAGGAUGCUUAUGAGAGCUUUAAUAUCAUGAUGAGGAGGAAGCCAAAGGAAAACAAUUUCAAGGCUGUUCUGGAGACUAUCCGAGACCUGAUGAAUACUGACUGUGUAGUACCUGACUGGUUACAUGAUAUUCUUCUAGGGUAUGGGGAUCCAGGAGCAGCUCAUUACUCCAAGAUGGCCAAACAGAUUUCAACUUUGGACUGGAACGACACAUUUUUGAAUGCUGACCAUCUUAGGGCUAGCUUCCCAGACCAUAUGGUCAAGUUAAUAACCGAUGACCCAGCCAAAUUAGUGCCUCCUUUCAGGAUAACAUUUCCAGAAGCUGAGAAAGGAGGUUCUACAGGAAAGAAACGUAAGGUGGAUGACACCACUCCGAUGAUAGCCAAGAAGGAAAUCAUCGUUGAACCUCACAUCAUUCCUAACAGAGGCCCUUAUCCAUACAACCAACCAAAAAAGAAUGCCAUCCAGUUUACUCCAACACAGAUAGAAGCAGUCAGAGCGGGCAUGCAACCAGGUCUUACAAUGGUUGUUGGACCCCCUGGAACUGGUAAGACAGAUGUUGCUGUUCAGAUUAUCUCCAACAUCUAUCAUAACUUCCCAGAGCAGAGGACUCUUAUAGUCACACAUUCUAACCAGGCUUUGAAUCAGUUGUUUGAGAAGAUCAUGGCUUUAGAUAUCGAUGAAAGGCAUUUAUUGAGGUUGGGUCAUGGUGAAGAGGCGCUCGAGACAGAAAAAGAUUUCAGCAGGUAUGGCCGUGUGAACUAUGUCCUUGGCCGUCGUCUUGAGCUGCUCAAAGAGGUAGAGAGAUUACAGGAGAGUCUUGGAGUUCCUGGUGAUGUUGCAUACACCUGUGAGACAGCUGGUCACUUCUAUCUGUAUCAGGUGGUAGCACGAUGGGAGAAGUUUCUGAGUAAGGUCAAGCCUAAGGGAGGCAAGGAGGUUGGAGUAGAAGACAUUGUCACUCACUUCCCUUUCCAUAAGUUCUUUGAGAAUGCCCCACAACCAGUCUUCAAAGGGGAGACCUAUGCUCAGGGCAUGGACAUUGCAGAGGGUUGUUAUCGCCAUAUCAAGAAGAUCUUCCAACAGCUUGAGGAAUUCCGAGCAUUUGAGCUAUUGCGGAGCGGGAAAGACCGAUCCAAGUACCUGCUCAUCAAGGAAGCCAAGAUCAUCGCAAUGACAUGUACGCAUGCUGCCCUCAAGAGGCGAGACUUGGUCGAUGUUAGAUUCCAGUAUGAUAACAUCUUGAUGGAAGAAUCUGCUCAAAUAUUAGAGAUUGAAACCUUCAUCCCUCUGCUCCUUCAGAAUCCUGAGGAUGGUUUCAAUCGGUUGAAGCGAUGGAUCAUGAUUGGUGAUCAUCAUCAGUUGCCACCGGUCAUCAAGAACAUGGCCUUCCAGAAGUUCUCUAACAUGGAGCAAUCUCUCUUCACCCGGUUUGUCAGGUUAGGUGUCCCUACUGUUGAUCUGGACGCACAGGGUAGAGCAAGAUCAAGCAUUGCUACUCUCUACAACUGGAGGUAUCGUAGCCUAGGCAACCUGCCUCAUGUGAAUAGGAUGCCUGAGUUUCAGACUUCAAACCCAGGGUUGGCAUUUGACUAUCAACUCAUCAAUGUAGAUAAUUUCAACGGGGUCGGUGAAUCAGAACCCAAUCCUUACUUCUAUCAGAACCUGGCUGAAGCUGAGUAUGUGGUGGCACUCUUUAUGUACAUGAGAUUGCUGGGAUACCCGGCAGAGAAGAUCAGUAUCCUCACUACAUACAAUGGUCAGAAGCAUCUAAUCCGUGAUGUCAUCAACAAACGAUGCUCAGACAAUCCACUGAUUGGUCAACCUCACAAGGUGACAACAGUAGAUCGUUUCCAGGGACAACAGAAUGACUACAUUCUUCUCUCUCUCGUGAGAACAAAGGCAGUUGGACACAUCAGAGAUGUGAGAAGACUUGUUGUGGCCAUGUCUAGAGCUAGACUUGGUCUUUAUGUCUUUGCCAGGGUGUCGCUCUUCCAGAACUGCUUUGAACUAUCACCAACAUUCCAAAAUCUGAUGUCGAGACCAAUUCACCUCCAUCUUGUUCCAUCUGAGACCUACCCACCACAAAGAAAGGCUGGGCAACCUGUACAAGGUCGUGUGAUGGUGAUUGAAGAUAUGCCUCAUAUGGCUCAGUUUGUAUUUGACAUGUACAAUGAUGGUAUGCAAAGAAUGCAUGCACAGAUUGGGCGCCAAAGAAGAAUGGAACGUCUUGCCAAGCCUCCAGUGUCUUACAAACCCCCUCCAAAGAAGGUGGAAGAACCCAUGGAGACUAAACUAGAUGAAGAAGCCAAUAAAGAGGUGGUAAAUACUGAGGAGGAAGUGGACCAUUCCAAGAUGCCAGAACAUCCAGGGGAGAGCAGCAGUGAAUCAGAAGGGGAGGAGGAGGAUGAGAAGAAGGAUACACAGGAAGUGAAAGAGCAGGUAGAGACAACUGUGGAGAAAGAGAAAUCAGAUACGAUUGAAAAGAUGGAUGAAACUUAACAGCUUGUGAAUAUAUACGGUGUGAUGACAUUCAACAGGAUACAACAAGGAUGGCCACAAAAUCAAUGAUUAUGAUGAUGACUAACUAUUACCAAGUCAACUGAGGCUCUUAUCAGUUCUUUAGGGACUGAGGAAAAUUUUACCUAUGCCUUUGAUGCAUACAAGGUUAAUUUAGAGCAUUGUGCCAUCCGAGGAGUUUGGUACAAAUGGGCCUAAAAAGAUCAUGCUUGGUUGUACUCUUUAACUGCUCUUUGACUCUUUUAAUAUGCUAUAUAAAAUUGAGAUCUGUUGGCUCAUACUGCCUUAAUUUGAAAUCAGAUAACAACUGACAUAUUUACUGAAAUUCAGUUUUUAAUGUGUUUAUGUAUUACAUAUUAAUUUUUUCCUUCACGGAAAAAAAGGUAUUGUAUGAAACACUUAUGCUUUGAGAUAUUGCUAGUUAACCAUCUUGGUAAUGCAUUGUAGCCUGAGUAAAUCUCAGAAAUUUUUUUACUCUUUUGCAGUAAAUUAUACUAUUGUUACUUGCUACCAAAGUAAGGCAGAUUAUGUUAUACAUGAACAUUGUGACUUUGGGUAAUAAAAUGCUUGAUGAAAGAAAAAAAUAUCAACAAGCUCUUCACAUGCCAAAAUAAGCUCACAUCUAUGGACUUUGUUUAUGUGAUUUGGUUAGUCAAUUUUUACAUUAAAAAAAGAUUAAGUAAAAAGGGGCAAAUAAGCUACAAGCUUUACAUCUCUACAUCCAAGUAAAAGUAAAGUAAACAAAAAUCAGCUUAAUUUUUACAAGCUCACUAAGGCUAGCAGUGUGCUCUCAUAAGGAUCAUGUUCACCUUCUUUUCCUUUGUUCAUCAUAGUUUGAUAAAUCUUUACAAAGAUUUAGUAACCAAUACAAUGCAGAUAUUCGGGCUUCCAUCUGCUUUGUGCUCACAUCACUGAUCUGUUGUUGAUGAGAUUGAUAUAAAUACAAUGUGCUGCAAGAUCCUCAUUAGGAUCAUGGUUUCAGGAUAAUUUCAAUUUCAAAUCAGUGAUAUAAACAUAACUACAUUUAAUCACAUUUUAAGAUUAAACCCUGAAUUGCAUUUCAUUACUGUAUAUUAACAUCCCUAUAAUGUAAUCUGUUUUCAAUAAAUUCUCCAGAACAAAAUCCUGUAACAGUUAUACUCUCAAAUGUCAAUGGUUUUUAAUGUUAAAGUCUAUAUCAGUCGACCUUCUAUGAUAUUUCAGACUGGAUUAUUUGAAAUGUUUGAAACUGAACAGAUUUCUUCGGUCCAAAUACCUGGUAAAUGGACAUCUGCAGAGUUACCUGUAUAUCAGAUGGUUAGAAGAGUAGGUUUAAUGGCAUGUAUUUUCUCGCUGGCUGUGAUUGUGUUUGCAUGCAUUCACAUCAUGUUUGACACAAUUGUACAAAUACAUAUUCACUAUGAGGAUGUUUAAUUUUCCUAAGUCAGAAAUACCUUUUUAUUUUCAAGUACUUGUCUCACCAUUUAUUGUCACCAGCAUGUGGUGACACAUUUGUAGAAACUAGAAAGUCAUAACAAUUUCUAUUUUGUUGAUAGAAAACAUUAUUUUGCUCUUAACCAUUAAAGAGCCACCCUUUUCCUGUAAUUUUUCUAUAAACAUCUGUUUUUGGAAGAAUAAAAUGUCCCUGGCUCUUAUCUUCAAUUCUUAGAUGCAUCUUUUAUGAAACAGAAACAAGUCUUUAUAAAAUCUAUAGCGUCUGAACAGAUGCUAAAAUUGUUUAUACUUGGGGCCUAGUUAUAAACAUGGUAACAUCUUUCCCAACAUGGCCCUAAAUACUGCAGUAUUUUUCAUGAUUAUGAUUUUUAAAAGUUAUUAUAUCAAGCCUUGAAUUGUCAAACCAUUGUACAUAUUACCUUUUGUACGUAGGAUGGAAAUAAAAUCAAUUUUUUAGUACAAA
Molecule: messenger RNA, 6357 nt
Organism: Lytechinus pictus (painted urchin)
Lineage: Eukaryota; Metazoa; Echinodermata; Echinoidea; Temnopleuroida; Toxopneustidae
Product: RNA helicase aquarius-like
Exons: 40
Coding region: 3-4442 (1479 amino acids)
Biological process (GO): mRNA splicing, via spliceosome
Cellular component (GO): catalytic step 2 spliceosome
Molecular function (GO): mRNA binding; helicase activity
Source: RefSeq, a predicted model, not a curated record